Branchiostoma floridae (Florida lancelet) is the source of this 2110-nucleotide messenger RNA. RefSeq names its product peroxisomal membrane protein 11C-like. The transcript is spliced from 4 exons. The record is from RefSeq and is a predicted model, not a curated record. Gene Ontology annotation, cellular component: peroxisomal membrane. NCBI's taxonomy places the organism in Eukaryota, Metazoa, Chordata, Leptocardii, Amphioxiformes, Branchiostomatidae. Gene Ontology annotation, biological process: peroxisome fission. Bases 295 to 1014 code for a protein of 239 amino acids.
AACCUGCCACUUGCGGAAAAUUUGACCCCAGCUUUGAUCCCUCAUUGAAGCAUCGUAAAUUGUCAGUAAUUGAGCUGGAUAUUUCCAACAUGAUAUUUCCUUGGGUCAUUGUUUCGGCUUCCUAACUGUCGUAAUACUACCAACAGCUACGUCAUUGCGUCGCCCCGUUUGCGGCAACUUUAGCUGUAGCUCGACCUUUCGGUCAGUUACCUCUUCAUACACACAUUGCAUCAUAUCUUAGAUCAUCUUAGUCCAGUAGUGCUGCUCUUCCUUUGUUUUAAACCUUAACAGUCCAUGUCAAGGAUGGAUACCGCUGUGCAGCUGCUAGACACAUACAGGGGGCGCGACAAGGUCAUCAGGACGUGUGGGUACACCAUCCAACUCAUCGCGGGUCUCUUGCCCAAGGAGCACCAAGCCUUUUCCGACGUGUUGGUCGGUACAGCCUCGACACUGAGCGGCUCUAGAGUCGUCUUGAGGCUUUGCGAUGACAUCCCUAUGCUGGCGUACAACUUGGCGUACGGCCUAGGUGGACAUGAAGGAGACGAGUAUCUCCGUUGGCUAGGAGUAGCUAACAACAUCCUAGACCAACUGUACUAUCCGGUAGAGCACAUAGCAUGGGCAGCAGAUCGACAAAUCCUCCCCCCUUCUUUACAAGGCCUCUCGCUGUGGUGCCUCAAAAUCUGGGCAUGCUCUCUCACCCUCAACAUCAUUAGAUCUCUGCGAGCUUUGAUAAUCCUCAGACUGAAGAAACAGAACCUGGCAAGAAAACAACAGAGAGGAGAAGAUGACAUAGGUGAUGUUAAAGAGUCCAUGAAGACCCUGAGGUUACAAGAGUUCAACAUCGUGCUGACUUUAGUGGGGAGUGCCACUGACUUGGUCAACGCCAUAAACUGGAUGCCGCCUGGAUUUCUGUGGGCAGGAAAAAACUCGCUGGCAUUUACAGGUGUCAUGGGAAUGAUCUCUUCCUCCAUCGGUCUGUACCGUGUUUACGCUACAAAAAUCAAGCAAGCGUAAAAUGUUUGUAAUGCUGCCAAAUGUGCCAGAUGUUUUGAUUUAGUAAUGUAAAUCUAUUUAAGUUCAUGACACAUUAACUUCAUUUGUCACUAAAGGUUUAAGGUUGAAACGAUUGUCACAGUUAGGUUGAAAUGAUACAGAAGUGAUGAAAAAAAACUUGAUGAAAAAAACAUAAAUGGCAAUAAUUGAAAUUCAAAGAUUGAGAGAUUUAGCAUUUUAUCAAUGUGUGGAUGACAAAGGACAUACAUGAAUAGAUUUUACUACAUGUAAACAGGUACAAGGGCUGGUAGAAAUGAGUAUGAUGUUUUGAAUAUGAAGUCAUAUCAAUGACUACAAGAAAAUGUUAACUCUCGUACACUUCUCAUGUUCAUUACUGCAAUUGAUAAUAUAUGGGGCCAAUCAAGCAAUUUCUUCAAAAGGUAGUCAGAAAAAAAUAUUUUAAGCAAUUUUUAUAAUCAUGGUGCUUACCAGUAAUCAAAAAUUGAAGAGUUGUACAUAUUACUUUCAGGGGAUUUUCUCAGUGAAAGCAUUUUAGAUUCAAGGUAAGGUAAAUGAUAUGAUUUUAUGAGUUGGAAAAAACAUUUUGCAAGGUUAACAAUGCUUUCCCAUUUUGUUUUUACAGGCAGUAAGUAGUGAAAUAUGAAUGAAAUAUUACUGUCAAACGAAAUGACAUAUUACUGACAUGAACUUUGGUUGCAUCUUCAAUUUUUUUUUUGCCUUGAAAACUUAUAUCAAAUUGUGGGUAAUGAUAUGUGACCACAUUGAUGUACACAGUGUGUAGGGAAACAGUUUGUGCAAAUACAGUAUAAUCGAGAUUACUGUUAUACAGUUGUGUAUAUAAUUUGCAGACUUACAGUAAGUUUAGGACUUUGUGCAAUUAAAGACUUUAAUCUUAUAGACUUCAGGGAUUUUUUUAAUUUGACUGUAUCAUGCAUAACAUCAUUUUCUUUUAAUCUUUCUUAUUUGAAUGUUUCUGAAGAGGACAUUUCCGGACACAUGGAUUUAGACCAAAACCAUGGCUUUGGUCACUUAUAUGAUUGGUGGUUAUGCACUUAUUUUCAUAACAACCAUGGAGGUUACAUGUUUAACAGCAAAA